UGGAAAACGUUCACGCCACUAAGUAAACAACUUAAUCCACCAAACUUGCCUCCAAAAACAGAAACACUACACUUACUAUAUACGUGUGUGCCUAUACAAAAAUGCUUAUAUAAAAUUAUAUACACCCUUUUUCAUCCAUAAACAUCAAAAUCAAAAUUAUAAUCAUCUCUCUAAUUCCAAUUUUCAAAUGUCUUCUUCUUCAAUAGAGUCAUUUCGAGACCUUCUCAUCAAACCAUGGAAAACCAUUCCCUUCCCCACCAUCAAAUCCAAUGAUCACUUCUCUCUCUUUCUCAAAGUGGGUCUAGCAAUUUCCACAAUUUUUCUCAUCUCCCAUUUUUUCUACCUCUCUCAAAAUUAUCAUCAACCACACACCCAUUUCUAUCAAAUAGCAUCCAAACAAAUGUUCCAACCCCGCACUCCAAAAACCCUAAUCAUAGAAUCUGGUGAAGCCGAAGAACCGACUAAUAUUUCCCACAUUUUGUUUGGAAUCGGCGGCUCUUCAGCUACAUGGCAGGCACGUCGCCACUACAACGAACUCUGGUGGCGUCAAAACACCACCAAAGGAUUUGUGUGGUUAGACACAAAGCCAUCUAAAAACGAGACGUGGCCAGAGACUUCACCACCAUAUAAAGUCUCUGCUGACACGUCAUCGUUUAAAUACACAUGUUGGUACGGCUCUCGUUCAGCUAUUCGUAUAGCACGAAUACUGAAAGAGAGUUUUGAAUUAGGGUUAGAUAAUGUGAGGUGGUUUGUAAUGGGUGAUGAUGAUACCGUCUUCUUCCCCGACAACCUUGUUACGGUGUUGUCGAAAUAUGAUCAUAAUCAAAUGUACUAUAUUGGUGGAAAUUCAGAGAGUGUUGAACAAGAUGUGGUACAUUUUUACACCAUGGCUUAUGGCGGCGGAGGGUUUGCUAUAAGCUAUCCUUUGGCGGCGGAGCUUGUGAAGAUUUUGGACGGUUGCAUUAAUCGUUAUUCUGAGUAUUAUGGUUCUGAUCAGAAAAUUCAAAGUUGCAUUAGUGAAAUUGGUGUUCAGAUUACCAAAGAACCUGGUUUUCAUCAGGUAGAUAUUCGUGGUAACCCUUAUGGCUUACUAGCAUCACAUCCAGUUGCACCAUUGGUCUCAUUGCAUCACUUAGACUAUGUGGACCCAAUUUUUCCAAACAUGGAACGGGUUGAGUCAGUAAAAAAGUUAGUUACCGCAUACAAAUCGGAUCCGGGUCGAACUAUCCAACAAUCCUUUUGCUAUGACCAUACAAAAAAUUGGUCAAUAUCAAUAUCAUGGGGCUAUAGUGUUGAAUUAUAUCCCUAUUUACCAACAGCUAAAUAUCUUGAAAUGGUUUCCCAAACAUUUAAAACGUGGAGGACUUGGAGUGAUGCCCCGUUUACUUUUAAUACCCGACCCGUUAGUCAAGAUUCGUGUGUGAAACCGGUUGUGUAUUUUAUGGAUCGGAUUGAGGGUUUAGAUCGGGGAUUGACCCGGUCCGGUUAUAAAAGAUAUGAUGAUGGUUCAGGGAAGGAGUGUGACAAGGUUGAUUAUAAGGUGGCUCAUGGAAUUCAUUAUGUGCAUGUUUCAGCUCCUAUGCUUUUGCCUCAUUAUUGGAAACAGGCACCAAGAAGACAAUGCUGCGAGAUAAUCAACAAUGUAGAUGGCUUGAACAGUACUGUAAUCAAUGUCAAAAUCAGAGGAUGUCAUAGAUUUGAGAGUGUAACUCCUCGUUAGAAAUUUACAACAAACACAUUGAAAAGAAGAAGGGUUAGGGUUCAUGAUGUAUUUUUGCAAAUGAAGACUCAAAGAGUCUUGGCUCAAAAGAGCCGGAUGCAAUACGAUAAUGAGUUGAUAGUUGAAGUUUAUUAGAAGACAAAUUGAAGAGACUUUACAAUUUUCAAGUGUUUAACUCGUUUUUGCACAUAUAUAAAUGACUCAAUAGUUUAUACUGGCUCUAAAAUUUUAUGAUUUUUAAUAAUAGAAUUAUUUUCUAACUUGUAGAAUAUAUAUUAUUUAUUUAUUUAUUUGGUAGAACUUGUAGUACAUAUUUUGCUAACCUAGACUGUGUUGUGACUUAAACUAUCAUGAGAUUUAUGAAGUGUUUCAUCUCUGGUGUUUGCAUGCUGACUCAAA
Messenger RNA from Medicago truncatula (barrel medic), 2119 nucleotides. RefSeq lists its product as uncharacterized. The transcript has 3 exons. The record is from RefSeq and is a predicted model, not a curated record. NCBI's taxonomy places the organism in Eukaryota, Viridiplantae, Streptophyta, Magnoliopsida, Fabales, Fabaceae. The coding region runs from base 188 to 1720 and encodes 510 amino acids.